AUGCGGUUUCCAAAAAGAGGCUGGCAGCUACGGUUAUUGCAGUUCAUUGGUGUACUGGGAUCACUAUGGAUGCUUUUCCUAUUGAGGCAGGUGAAAACAGGCAGAGGUCCUGUCUUCAUCUUCAGGUAUCGAUGGCUGGAGUAUACCGAUGAUGACAGCAGCCCAGAGAACAUUUGCAACUGUUCAGCAAUCCUGCAGGGAGAGCAGGAGGAAUUGCUGCAAGCCAAGUUACUGACUGUCACCAAAGACUUCCAGAAGAGGAUUCAGAUCCCUGAUGAGUAUUAUAUCAAUGCAACCCAAGACUGCAGGAAAUUCAAAGUAAGCAGGAAAUACAUAACAUUGCCAUUAAGCAAGGAAGAAGAGGCCUUUCCUCUGGCUUACUCUAUGGUUGUACAUCACAAGGUUCAAAACUUUGAGCGACUACUACGAGCUGUCUACACACCUCAAAAUAUUUACUGUGUCCAUGUGGACAAAAAGUCACCGGCCUCAGUCUUUUCUGCCAUCAAGGGCAUUGUUUCCUGUUUCCCAAAUGUGUUCAUGGUCAGUGAGGCUGUGAGCGUGGUCUAUGCUGGAUGGACACGUGUUCAGGCUGACCUUAACUGUAUGGCUGAUCUCUAUAAUGCCAGUACAACAUGGAAAUACUUCAUCAACCUCUGUGGCCAAGAUUUCCCUCUAAAAACCAACUUGGAAAUUGUGCAGACUUUGCGUUCACUGAAAGGGGGGAACAGUUUGGAGACAGAGGCAAUGUCUCCUGGAAAGAAGUGGAGGGUGACUACUGUUUUCCACACAGUUGAUGGAAAAAUCCAGUCUACAGGAAAAACAAAGGAUCCACCUCCCUUCAAUCUGCCCCUUCUAUCAGGAAAUGCCUACAUCGUGGUGAACCGAGGUUAUGUUCGCAGUGUGUUGGAAGACAAGCGAGUACUGGCGCUCAUUGAGUGGGCCAAAGAUACCUACAGUCCUGAUGAGUUUCUGUGGGCAACAAUACAACGAAUUCCUGGUGUUCCUGGCUCAACAUGGCCCAACCAUAAAUUCGACAUGACAGAUAUGAAUGCAAUUGCACGUAUGGUGAAGUGGCCCUGGCACGAGGGGUCACAGGGUUCACUGCAAGCAGUAUACCCAGAGUGCAAAGGCCACCACGUCAGAUCAGUAUGUGUGUAUGGCCCUGGAGACCUGCAAUGGUUGAUUGAGCAGCAUCACCUCUUUGCCAACAAGUUUGAUGCAGACACAGAUCCCAUCGCUGUCUACUGCUUGGAGAAAUAUCUAAGACAAAAAGCACUGAAUGAAUUAGAUUUGGUGUAGAUUUAAUCAUCUAUUACUAAAGAUAUUUAAAAAACUAUAAUCACAUUCUUGGAUAGUGUUGGAGCAUAAUUG
Archocentrus centrarchus (flier cichlid) is the source of this 1371-nucleotide messenger RNA. RefSeq names its product beta-1,3-galactosyl-O-glycosyl-glycoprotein beta-1,6-N-acetylglucosaminyltransferase-like. The transcript is spliced from 4 exons. Gene Ontology annotation, cellular component: membrane. Gene Ontology annotation, molecular function: beta-1,3-galactosyl-O-glycosyl-glycoprotein beta-1,6-N-acetylglucosaminyltransferase activity. The record is from RefSeq and is a predicted model, not a curated record. NCBI's taxonomy places the organism in Eukaryota, Metazoa, Chordata, Actinopteri, Cichliformes, Cichlidae. The coding region runs from base 1 to 1299 and encodes 432 amino acids.